UUUGAGUCUGUCUUCGGGUGUUGUUAGGUAGGGAGCUCAGAUUCGUGAGGGUGGUUGGUGGCGGUUGAUUGUUGCCUGUCUGUGUUAGUCUUCUCACCACUAAUCUCAACUCAAGCCAGGCCUCAACGGCUCCUUCUUCCCCCUCCCUUCCUCCUUCCCUCUUUUUCCUUCGUCCCUUCAUCCUUCGGAGCCGGCGGCGCCCACCACCUCGAGGGAGAUGAGUUACGAUCGCGCCAUCACGGUCUUCUCCCCGGAUGGGCACCUCUUCCAAGUGGAAUACGCGCAAGAAGCGGUGAAAAAGGGUUCGACCGCGGUUGGUGUACGGGGAAAAGAUAUUGUUGUUCUUGGUGUAGAGAAGAAAUCAGUGGCUAAACUACAAGAUGAAAGGACUGUGCGGAAGAUUUGUGCUUUGGAUGACAAUGUCUGCAUGGCAUUUGCAGGGCUCACUGCUGAUGCUAGAAUAGUUAUAAAUAGGGCUCGUGUGGAGUGCCAGAGCCAUCGGCUCACUGUGGAAGAUCCUGUCACAGUGGAAUAUAUCACCCGUUACAUCGCUAGUCUGAAGCAGCGUUAUACUCAGAGUAAUGGGCGUAGACCUUUUGGCAUCUCUGCCCUCAUUGUGGGAUUUGACUUUGAUGGAACUCCCAGACUUUACCAGACAGACCCCUCUGGCACAUACCACGCAUGGAAGGCUAAUGCUAUUGGUAGAGGAGCUAAGUCAGUCCGUGAAUUUUUGGAGAAGAACUAUACUGAUGAAGCCAUUGAAACUGAUGAUUUGACCAUCAAACUUGUUAUCAAGGCUCUUCUGGAAGUGGUUCAGUCAGGGGGCAAAAACAUUGAACUAGCUGUCAUGAGGAGAGAUCAGCCUCUUAAGAUUUUAAAUCCUGAAGAAAUUGAAAAAUAUGUGGCUGAAAUUGAAAAAGAAAAAGAAGAGAAUGAAAAGAAGAAACAAAAGAAAACAUCAUGAUGAAUGAAAUAUCCAGUUGCUUUAGCUAUUUGUUUUUAAUCCAUUCAAAUCAUGGUAAUUCUACAGUGACAAGUAGGCAGCUCCAGUCCAUUUAUUCAUAUUGUACCUCUGAGUGACCUACAAUAAACCUAUGUAUUUUUUAAGCCUU
Antechinus flavipes (yellow-footed antechinus) is the source of this 1112-nucleotide messenger RNA. It is a transcript of the gene PSMA7, whose product is annotated as proteasome 20S subunit alpha 7. Gene Ontology annotation, cellular component: nucleus; proteasome core complex, alpha-subunit complex; proteasome core complex. Bases 218 to 964 code for a protein of 248 amino acids. NCBI's taxonomy places the organism in Eukaryota, Metazoa, Chordata, Mammalia, Dasyuromorphia, Dasyuridae. The record is from RefSeq and is a predicted model, not a curated record. The transcript is spliced from 7 exons. Gene Ontology annotation, biological process: ubiquitin-dependent protein catabolic process.